Molecule: messenger RNA, 1835 nt
Organism: Ricinus communis (castor bean)
Lineage: Eukaryota; Viridiplantae; Streptophyta; Magnoliopsida; Malpighiales; Euphorbiaceae
Product: protein HLB1
Exons: 14
Coding region: 128-1636 (502 amino acids)
Molecular function (GO): protein binding
Source: RefSeq, a predicted model, not a curated record
CUAAGGAAGUAAUGGAGAAGAAAGAACUGCAAGAACAGAAAACAAUUUCUUCGUUUUGGUUUAUUGGAUCUCUCUCUUUCUCUUUGGAUCCCAACUUUGAAGCAACUCGUCAGAUAGCUUCUCUACAAUGUCUACGCAUACCACUGAAGAAACGGAAUUGCAAAAUGGAGCUGAGCCUGAGCCUGAAGCAGAAGCAGAAGCAGAAGUAGAAGCAUCAAAAUCAGAAAUUGAAGCAGAAGCAGAAUCUGAAUCAGCAAUUGUCGAUGGUGCAGAUCCCAAGGCAGAGGAGCGGAAAGAGGCACCGAUCCAAUUGAAGGAAGCAUAUGAACCUCAAUCUGACGAUCAAAAUGCGCGACCUGAGCUCCGAAAAGACGAAGGAAGCCGAACUUUCACAAUGAGAGAAUUACUUAGUGAAUUAAAAAGCGAGGAAGCAGAUGAUGUCACCACUCCUCAAAGUCAACAGAGCACACCGCAUCUUCAAAACAAUGCUGCAAUGGAAUUGAUUAAUAGUGUUACUGGUGCUGAUGAGGAAGGCCGAUCUCGCCAGCGUAUUCUUACAUUUGCUGCCAGGAGGUAUGCUAGUGCAAUUGAGAGAAAUCCAGAAGACUAUGAUGCGUUAUACAAUUGGGCACUGGUUCUUCAGGAAAGCGCAGAUAAUGUUAGUCCUGAUUCUACCUCACCUUCUAAAGAUGCUUUGCUCGAGGAGGCCUGUAAAAAAUAUGAUGAGGCUACUCGUCUCUGCCCUACCCUUCACGAUGCUUUUUACAAUUGGGCUAUUGCAAUCUCUGAUCGUGCAAAAAUGCGUGGUCGUACAAAGGAGGCUGAAGAAUUGUGGAAGCAGGCAACAAAGAACUAUGAAAAAGCUGUCCAGCUUAACUGGAACAGUCCUCAGGCACUUAACAACUGGGGCCUUGCUUUGCAGGAACUAAGCGCAAUUGUUCCUGCACGGGAAAAGCAAACAAUUGUCAAAACUGCAAUUAGUAAGUUCCGUGCAGCAAUACAGUUGCAAUUUGAUUUCCACCGAGCAAUCUACAAUCUCGGAACUGUUCUGUAUGGAUUAGCAGAGGACACAUUAAGAACUGGAGGUGCAAUCAAUCCUAAGGAUGUUUCCCCUAAUGAGUUAUAUAGCCAGUCCGCUAUCUACAUUGCAGCUGCUCAUGCAUUGAAACCAAGUUACUCUGUGUACAGCAGUGCCUUGAGACUUGUACGUUCAAUGUUACCCUUACCAUAUCUUAAAGUUGGUUAUUUGACUGCACCACCAGCAGGCAAAUCAAUUGCUCCACACAGUGACUGGAAAAAAUCACAAUUUGUUUUGAAUCAUGAAGGGCUUCAACAGCAGGUUAGCAAAUUAGAUCAAAAACAAUUACCGCAGAGCCUCUCUGGCAGAACAGAUGUAACAAAUAGUGACAAAAAGGCUAUCAAAAUUGAAGUUCCAGAUAUUGUUUCAGUUUCAGCAUGUUCUGAUCUUACUUUGCCACCUGGUGCAGGCCUCUGUGUUGAUACAGUUCAUGGGCCAGUCUUCUUGGUUGCUGACUCAUGGGAAUCACUAGAUGGAUGGCUUGAUGCGAUCCGAUCGGUUUAUACAAUUUAUGCACGGGGUAAGAGCGAAGUCCUAGCAGGUAUCGUCACAGGCUGAUUAUGGCUAUUUAUUACAUGCAUGACCACUGAAGUGUACUCAUCGAGAUUUAUGGUUUCUGUAUUGGGCUUUGGUCAUUUGAAUAAGAAUUCUGUAUAUUGUAGAAAUUUUGGUCCAGGGUAAUAUUGUCAAAUCUUCUCUGAAUUAUAGAUCGGCUGUACAUUUCAUUUAUUUUAUAGUGAGUGAUCUUGUUCAGGCU